Molecule: messenger RNA, 955 nt
Organism: Amphimedon queenslandica
Lineage: Eukaryota; Metazoa; Porifera; Demospongiae; Haplosclerida; Niphatidae
Product: fibrinogen C domain-containing protein 1-A-like
Exons: 3
Coding region: 34-858 (274 amino acids)
Source: RefSeq, a predicted model, not a curated record
UUCAAUAGUAGAUAAAAGUAACUCCUACUCAAGAUGAUGUUAGCUGGUAAACUGAUGUACAGUUUAAUGAUAAUAAUUGUUAUUAUUAAUACUGUCAAUGGAAACUGUCCCGAUGAUGAGAAGGAGAAGAAAACUUUUCCACUUGUUACUAAUACUAGUGUUAAUGCUAUACCAGAAUGUGUAAUGCCAACUGAUUGUAAAGCAUGGAAAGAACUGGGAAAGAACCAAAGUGGAGUAUAUCCUAUAACACCAGAUGAUGGACCAGCUUUCCAAGUAUACUGUGAUAUGGAGACUGAUGGUGGUGGAUGGACUGUAUUUCAGAGGAGACAAGAUGGAUCUGUUGAUUUCUAUAGAUACUGGACUGACUAUGAGAAUGGAUUUGGUGACCUUACUGGUGAGUUUUGGUUAGGAUUGAGCAAGAUUCAUCGUCUUACUAAAGAAGGAUCAAACACACUAAGAAUGGACCUGGGAGACUUUGAGGGGAACACAGCUUAUGCUAACUACUCUACAUUCAGUGUUAGUGAUGGUAGUACUGAAUAUAUACUAACAGUAGGAGGAUAUUCUGGUACUGCUGGGGAUGGAUUGAUUACUGAUCCUGAAAUCCAUGGUUCAAAAGGAAAUCAUAGUGGAAUGAAAUUCACUACAAGAGAUAAUGAUAAUGACAAGGAUAUAGGGUAUUGUGCUGUUAGUUACAAUGGUGGCUGGUGGUUUAAUGCUUGCUUUCAAUCUCAUCUCAAUGGUCCUUAUUAUACUAAUCCAACUGGUAAUGGUCAGUGGAACGGAAUCAUAUGGUAUGAUUGGAAAGGGAAAAGCUAUAGUCUCAAGUUCACAGAGAUGAAAACUCGUCGUAACAAUUAAAUAAUACUAAUAACUGAUUGCGUGUAUGUGUGAUGCUGAUAGAAUUUUAAAAUUGUUGAAAUUUAGUAUUUCUUUAAAAAUAAAUAUUUUAGCAACA